Molecule: messenger RNA, 4564 nt
Organism: Salpingoeca rosetta
Lineage: Eukaryota; Choanoflagellata; Craspedida; Salpingoecidae
Exons: 35
Coding region: 47-4564 (1505 amino acids)
Source: RefSeq, a predicted model, not a curated record
CGACAGCGACACACAGAAAGGGCCAAAAUACGACGUGCCAGCCAAGAUGGAGGAAGGACGUGACGCCUUUCGGUCGCUCAAGACCAAAGUGAGCAACCGCUGGAAGAACGUUGCCAACGCCGUCAAGAAGCACACCCAAGAUGAAGACCAGGAAUCUCGCCGCGUUGCCUUGGGCGAUCGGUUCUUCGGCGCAUUCCACUCCUUGACCAAGCGUCACAACCUUGACAAGGAGACGUCAGAUAUCCUGCAACACAUUCCUCAACCAGAGGAUGAGCGGCUGAUGCUGGAAGAGGAGCAGGCAACACGCGGCGAUCACGAUGCCGAUGAAGUGUACCUCUCCUUGCUGCAGAGCAUCCUCCAUGGCACGUUGGUGGAUGCUGCCUCAAAGCCCGCCAUGCUGGAGAGCGCACAGCGGAUCUUCCAGCUCUCGCCAACCGACCACGCUGAGCUUGUUCGCCAGGCGAAGCACGCUGUUCGACCGAGCGAUCUCAAGCACGAGGUUGUGCUGGAGCGACUUCGCAUCGCCGCAACAGACACGCUGCCGUCCAUCACCCCAAAACAUGACAUAUUUUGUGUGCUUGAGCUCGUUGACGACCGCAAGACGCGCAAGAAGGGCGACGCUCGCCCAACUAUGCGCUCUGACGUGCUGCUGCAAACACAGCGCAUGAGCGUGGCUGAUGGCGAAGUCGUGUGGCCUGAGACCUUCUCCUGCCACGCACCUACCCUCAAGUCCACAAACAUUCAGAUUGAGCUGUGGGCGGAUGUGGAUCAUGCAGACGCAUUUGAUCGCGACUCCGUGCGCACAUCUCGACCGACAACGACGACAACGACGACCAGUGAUGGCGGUGGUGACGCGAUGAGCGAGGACGGCGACAGCGCUGUCGGCACGAGCGUAUCGUCCUCUGUGCACCGCGGGCGGCGGCCGGGCAAUCCGUUUGAGGCCGAGCCGAUCCAGGAGGAAGACGAGGAGGAAGACGAGGAGGAGGGCGAGGAAGGGGAAGGGUCUGUGUUUGGAGACGGCGACGAGGGCAACCCCUUCGGCACCUUCUCGCAGCUCAACCCCACGGGCGCACACGAGCCCACGGUCGGGGACAUGCACGCGUUGGAGAAGCGCAAGAAGAAGAAGAAGGCGAAGCGGCUGCAUCGGGCGGUGCUGAAGCGGCUGCGACGCGUCCGUAAGGCUGUCGGCAGCGCCGCCAGCGCCGUUCGAUCCAGUGGCACCAACCUCUCAUCAAGCCUGUCCGCGUCGAUGCCAAACCUGACAUCAUCGCCAUCAUCGUCGUCGUCGUCCCCGUCCACCGCUGAAGGGCCGGUCCUCAUUGGCCGCGGCUUCGUUCCGCUCGCCACCCUCACCCGCGACUCAGAGCACGUGGCCGCGCCGCUGUUCCUGCACGGGAAGGACGUCGGAUGCACGGUUGAGCUGAUGGCGCUGACGGCCCCUGCGGAUCUCGGAUCCACGCUGCAGGCGGCACGACAGCGGCACGGACACCUCAUCCAGAAGGUCCUCUUCCACUGUGUUCGCCAGUUCCAACGAGAGGUUGAGGAGCACUCUGCAGCGGCGGACGUGCGGCCGUGGGACGGGUUCAUGGACGAGGCUGUGCUAUCCCUGCUCAAGCAGCACUCCGACUGGUGCGCCCUCAACGUCAUCGAGUCGCGAUUGGACCAUUUUUGCACGCUGAUGGAGCUCCAUGCACACUACCCGGUCUCCAUCUUCUACAUCCAGCAGAAACUCUCCCGCAUCACGAGCCGGCCGCUCCGCUCGCUCGACAAGGCCGACAUGGCGCGAUUCAUGGCCAGCCUGCAGGCUGUCUUCUCGUACAGUUUCCCCGUUGUCUCCAGCCCAUUCCACUUCAACCCCGACAGCCAAAACGACCGCGCUCGCUUGAGUGCACACGUGGAGGCGCUCAAUUGCGUAUUCGACGUGCCCGAGUGGCAGCAGGCCCUCGCCCAGACGACAACUCCACAGCUUCAGCACCACGUCUCGCUGAAGCACAGUCCCUUCCUGGAUGAGGUACAACAGUAUCUGCUGACCCACGACCGCGUUACCUAUCUCAAGGUCAAGCACAUGCUCAUCACCAAGUUUGGCGAAGCAGCCUUCCUCGAGCACAAGGGCCAGGUGCAGAGCAUGCUGCUGUCGAUGUAUCAGCUGUCGUCCCAGUCGAAACCAAAGAGUGGCGAACACACACCGCUUUCCGAACGCCUCCCGCAACUCCUCAAGCAGUGCCCCUACAAGGAACUCACAUAUCAGAAAGUCAAGGACAAAUUGCUUGAGGAAUACCCGCCGGCGGUCGUGGACAGCGCGCGCAAGUGCAUCUCUGUUGCACUCGUGCACGAGCUGAACGAACGGCGGGAGCACGCUGGCGACGCAAAGGCCGCGCACACGACGCUCACGGCGGAGCUGCAGGACAGCAUUGCGCACGCUGCGAGGGAGCGAUACGUGCUGCUGAAGAUGCAAGCGCGUCCAAAGGAGCUCACCGAGACGUCUGAUUUGGACCACUAUGCGCUCGUUGCUGCUCUCCUGCUGAAAAACCUGGAGAUUUGCAACAGUCUCGCUGACUGUUUCCAGGGUGCCCAAGACCUGAACUUGGUGGCCAUUGUGGCGAAAUCGUUCGACGGGUCGCUGUGUCAGGACCUGCAAGUCAUGCUCGCCACCCGGCGCGAGGAGCUCAACCAGAAACACGAAGUGCCAAUCAAGUUCUUCGAGCUGUACUUUGAACUUCACAACCUGCAUGAAUUUCUGGACUCAACACUAUCGGAGGGCACACUGCAUUCUCUCAACAUCUCGCGCUUCUGGACGUGGUUCCAGCCGUUUGUGAUUGAGUGGCUGUAUCUCAGCAAGGUCAACUGCAAGGAGAUGAUCAGCCGCAGCCUCGACCUGGACACGUGGACGCCAAUCAACGAGGACAAGGGCGAACUCUUCUCCACAUCCGUCAUUGACUGCUAUCGCAUUCUCUUCGACAUCCUCAGCUUCUGGGCAUCGAUCGACUGGCCAGAUGUCGAGGCGGCCGAGGAGUAUCUGUUUGCACAUCUGUCGGAGACAAUCUGCUUCUGCGUGCGCUUCUAUGCAGAGGAGAUGACAAAGCGUGUGCUUGAGCGCGCUGAGCCCUCACAGGGCCAGGACGUGCUGGCAUACACCAUCCCAGACAUUGUCUUCACGGGCCUGAACAACCUGUGUUUUGCGUCGGAGAAGCUGCGGGAGGUGUACGAGUGCAUGGACGUGGACAACGUGCAGCAGUCGCACAUGAACCGCGCCAAGAUUGCAAACCAGGGCCACGCCGGCCGCCUCAAGCCGCACAAGUCCGUUCGCCAUUUCACGGAUACCGGCGACUUCAUCGACAGCUGCAUGCGCCAGAUUGCCCAAGGAGUGGCGCGGGUGAUGCAUGUGCGCAUCAAGAACGACGUGCGGUCGAUUGCACAGAAGUACGCAACGCACGACGAGGAAGGCGACGGCUUCAUUGAUCGCCUCCUCUUCGGGCUCCUCGGCAGUCCAGCGGAGCGCGCGCCGUCGCCGUCUGCGGACAGGAGCGGAGCAGAGUCGACCGACCGGAGUUUGGCCACGCGAUUGCGCCGCCGCCAGUCCCGCAUGCGCAGCGCAUCCGUCGUCUCUGCUGUGAUCCACACAAACCCGUCGUUCCUGUACAACAACUUUGACUUGAUGAUGGUGAAGCUGCAGAACACGACCAGCAUCGACGCGCUGCUGGAGGAAGUGUGGCGCUCGGUGAUGGUUCUUCUUCGUAAAGUGUUCCUGAACGAGAUACAGACGCCGCUGCGCGCGGACCCGACCAAGCUGAUGCGGUUCGUGCUUGCGCUUCGCCGCAGUUUCAAGGCGUUUUUCGCCGGCGGUGGUGAAGGCCUUUCCGACCAGACCAUGGAGGACAUCAGCGAUGAGGAAUUCAACACGGUCCUCAGUUAUAACAAAAUGUCUGGCGAGGAUCUGGUCGACACCUUCUUCAAACUCGCCAGCGAACUCCAGUCUGACCCGAUUGCGACCGCUAUCGCGCACCAGCGCGACGCCAACGCUCGGUUCGUCGGCACCCAGAACUACCGACCCCAGACCAACAUCGGCGACAUUCGCUUCGAGCUCGCAUACGUGAAGCCGACAGACACCCUCACCCUCACGGUCAAGGGCCUGUUGAUGCAUGUGCCACAGCAAAACACGUACCUGAACGUUCGUCUGCUUCCCAGCUUCGAUGGCCCUCCGUUCAAGGCGCGCUCCGCUGUGCGCAAGGAGGGAUGGACCGGUGCCUACUCGGAGACGUUUGAGAUUCCAAACAUCACAUCUGGUCGCGCUGUGCAAGUGCGCGUGCAAGUGCGCAGUCUCAUCAAGUUGGACAAGGUCCUUGGCGAGGUCCUGUUGGACACGCGCGCGCUCGGCCGCCUUGCCUCGCGUCCUGUGCGCAUUUCGAUGCCGCUGUUUGGCCUCGUCUACGCCGGCAAGCCAGGAUGGAUCCAGCAGUGCAUUGCCAACGUGGCUGAGGGUGAGCGCACGCCCGAGGUGAAGAUGUUCCUGGCAAAGUACCAGCAACGCUCCGACUUGUCCUCCAGCACAAACUCUGAUUGCUGA